UUUUCUGGGAGGGAAAGUAGAGAAGGUGAUUAAUUGGGCAAGAAAUGUAGCUGGGAACCGUCCAUUGGACAGAAGAGGCAUCUGUCUCAGAGUCCGGAAGUCGCGAGAACCGUGGUCGAGACCAUUGAGAGAGCAACACGAGGGGUGAAAAUUGAAUCGAGGUUGACGGCUGAACCAGGCCGGGCCGCUGGUCGGCUGAGGCAAUGGACGAGUUGGAUGCUGUGAUACCUUCCCUGGAGCCCUUCAGGGUGGAGCAGGUUCCACCCAUCAUAUACUAUGUCCCAGAUUUCAUCUCUGAGCAAGAAGAGACGCAGCUGCUCCGACAGGUGUAUGAGGCUCCAAAGCCCAAAUGGACACAGCUUUCUGGGCGGAAAUUACAGAACUGGGGUGGGCUCCCCCACCCAAAGGGGAUGGUACCUGAGCAGCUGCCUCGGUGGCUCCAGCAGUGGGUGGACACUGUCUCUAGUCUCGGCCUGUUCGGGGGCGCCCCAGCUAAUCACGUGUUGGUAAAUGAAUAUCGGCCAGGAGAGGGCAUCAUGACACUGUCCUGGCCAGGUCAGAUGGUGGCUGCACACAUCGAGCUCGUCUCCAUGGAGAUGCUGGUAGCAGUGGAGAAAGGCACUCACGUGGAGGCUGUGGGAGGAGAGCCCCAUGAGGAUGGCCCCCUGUACUACCCGACAGUCAGCACUAUCAGCCUUGGCUCCCACACUGUCCUGGAUCUAUACCCACCCCGAGGACCUGACCUGGACAAGGAACCACAAGAGGAGCAGCCCCAGAUCCGCCCCAAGUUCUCCCUGUUGCUGGAGCCACGGAGCCUCCUGGUCCUGCGAGGGGAAGCUUACACCCACCUCCUCCACGGCAUCCGCCCAACAGCCUCGGAUUCACUGACUGAGACCCCGGUGGCCAAUGCCUCUGCCUGCCCCUCGGCCCAGCCUGGGGCCCUGCUCCCCCGGGGCACACGAGUCUCCCUGACUAUCCGGAGGGUCCCCCGAGUGCUCCGGACCAGCCUCUUUCUGAGCAAGCGGUCUCCAAGCACCAAUUAAACCCAGGGAUCUCCAAGCACUAAGAAGCCAAUUAAUCCUACAACUUUGCCUGCCUGUCUCAAGACUCCCUGGUCUGAGACAGCAAAAAGAAUUUAGGGAGAAAGCAGCCCCAGCCCAGACACUGGGGAGGUUAUUCUACCAGCCAAGGGCCCAUCCUGGUUCAGGAAUAAACGACAAUUACCUCGGA
This is a messenger RNA of Dromiciops gliroides (monito del monte), 1230 nucleotides long. It is a transcript of the gene ALKBH6, whose product is annotated as alkB homolog 6. The transcript is spliced from 8 exons. The coding region runs from base 204 to 1043 and encodes 279 amino acids. NCBI's taxonomy places the organism in Eukaryota, Metazoa, Chordata, Mammalia, Microbiotheria, Microbiotheriidae. The record is from RefSeq and is a predicted model, not a curated record.